GAAGCAAUUUUCCGGAGAAAGCAAAAAAACAAUUUCCUUGGGAAUGUUUCGAUUACCUAACUUUUUAGCAAACCAAAAUGCUGGCAAAAAAAUCCUACUUGUAAGAAGCAUUUCUGGAGAAAGUAGCCUAAACUAAACACACCUUAAUUUAUUCAUAUUUCCUUUUGCUUUUUCCUGUCGUGGGAAUUUUAAUCUGCCUUGCCGCUCGCGCACUGAAAGUACUCCCUUACGAUUCUAUUUCUACCCCCUCCUCCUUUCACUUUGGCCUUUGCUGGUUUAUUUAUUGCACUCCUUUCUCUUCCAGCAUGAUCUGUAAUGUAAAUCCAAAACAGCGUAAAGCUCUUUAGCUAUGGCGGUGCUCCAUAAUUCUUUAGCUUUCUUCCUUCUUGUCUUCUUACUGGGUUUUAAGACAGCAAAAUCUGAGUCAUUUCUUGGUGUAAACUACGGACAAGUUGCCGACAACUUACCGUCGCCAUCUGCUACAGCAAAGCUGCUUCAAUCCACCUCAAUUGAAAAGAUCCGGUUAUACGGAGUUGAUCCGGCAAUCAUCCAGGCUCUGGCCAACACCGGGAUCGGAAUUGUCAUUGGCACUGCAAACGGUGACAUCCCGGCUUUAGCCUCCGACCCGAAUUUCGCCAAGAACUGGGUGAAUACCAAUGUACUCGCGUACUAUCCUGCUAGUAAUAUCAUCCUCAUAAACGUAGGAAACGAGGUGUUGUAUUAUGGAGAUAAUAAUUUGAAGACGCAGUUAUUACCGGCGAUGCAGAAUAUCAAGAAUGCCCUUGAUGCGGUGUCUCUGGGGGAUCAGAUUAAGGUGUCCACCGUGCACUCGAUGACUGUACUCGCGCAAUCUGAGCCACCGUCAGCCGGAAUCUUCGACCCCAGUUUGGCCGAUCUGUUGAAGGGACUGCUGGAAUUCAACAACGCCACCAGCUCGCCUUUUCCGAUUAACCCUUAUCCAUUUUUCGCUUACCGGGAUGACCCGAGACCUGAGACUCUGUCCUUUUGUCUGUUCCAAUCAAACCCAGGUCGUUUGGACGGCAACACGAAGAUCAAUUACAUGAACAUGUUCGAUGCUCAGGUGGAUGCUGUUCGUUCUGCAUUGGACGCUAUGGGGUUUAAAAACGUCGAGAUUAUCGUGGCCGAGACCGGCUGGCCGUACAAAGGAGACAGUGACGAAGUAGGGCCGGGUAUUGAGAAUGCCAAGGCCUACAACGGUAAUCUGAUCGCCCACCUCCGGUCGAUGGUGGGGACUCCAUUGAUGCCAGGGAAAUCGGUUGACACCUACCUCUUCUCCCUCUACGACGAGGAUUUGAAACCUGGACCGGGUUCCGAGCGGGCAUUCGGGCUUUUUAAACCCGAUCUCACCAUGACUUACGACGUCGGCCUGUCCAAAAGUAUACAGAACCAGGCAGCGACACCCCAAUCUCCGGUGACUCAAACACCGGCUUCUCCGUCACCGAAGCCAAACGGAGCAGGAAGGAUUGUGCCGGAGGAAAGUACAUCAGAUGCGCAAUUGCAGGCAAAUUUUGAUUAUGCGUUAGUAAUAUGUGUUUGUUUCAUUUCUCUGUUUACAAGUUACAAUUCUUGAACUUAUUCUAGAGGUCGGAGUACCUAAAAUUAGAAAAAAAAAUCCAAUAGAUGAAAAUAUUAUUUAUAAAUAAAAUGUAAUUCUCUUCCUUUAGUAGCUGCAAAUUGAUGUGUACCCUGUUUUUGUACUAGAAGAAGAUUCAGAAAUGUUUGUGUAUAUAUUUGUACAUGAUAUCUAAUUGCACCCUGUGGCUUAGUUGCAAUGUUUAAGUAUAACGGUGACCCGCUCUAUGUCAGGUUCAAUACGCCAAUGUUGCAUUCAUUU
Messenger RNA from Rubroshorea leprosula, 1855 nucleotides. The record is from the annotation of a GenBank genome assembly. Lineage: Eukaryota; Viridiplantae; Streptophyta; Magnoliopsida; Malvales; Dipterocarpaceae.